AGCGCGAGAAAUUUGUAUGUCUUUAAAACGUCGGUGGUGCUGUGGCUUUAUGAAGUUAGAAAGCGCCCAUGUGCGGGCUAGCGUUUAGAACACGAAACAGUCCCUCGCAAAAAACUUCGCUUCGUUGGGGUGACUGUUGCGGCCAUAAGACCCAUAAGUGAGAGUUUUCUUGCCUAAGUGCUUCGAGUAAGGUAAAAAGUACCACUAAGACACGAUGAUUAACGUGGCGGGAGUCAUCUCCAUUAUCAUUUUUUACGUAUUAAUCCUGGGAGUGGGCAUAUGGGCGGGUCGUAAAAAGGAAGCCGGGAAUGAUUCCGAAGAGGAAGUUAUGCUGGCUGGGCGGAAUAUCGGCCUUUUCGUAGGCAUUUUUACAAUGACAGCUACUUGGGUUGGGGGUGGUUACAUCAAUGGCACAGCUGAGAUCAUAUACACUACAGGGUUGGUCUGGUGCCAAGCACCUUUCGGUUACUCCCUCAGUCUAGUCUUUGGGGGCAUUUUCUUUGCAAAUAAGAUGCGAAAACAGGGUUAUAUAACAAUGUUAGAUCCUCUACAAGACUCAUUCGGAGAACGCAUGGGGGGACUCUUGUUUCUUCCAGCUUUAUGUGGGGAAGUUUUUUGGGCUGCUGGUAUUUUAGCCGCGCUCGGGGCCACAUUAAGUGUCAUCAUUGAUAUGGAUCACAGAACCAGCGUAAUAUUCAGUGCUUGCGUUGCUGUUUUCUACACACUCUUCGGAGGAUUAUAUUCUGUUGCUUACACAGACGUCAUCCAAUUAUUUUGCAUUUUUAUCGGACUUUGGAUGUGUAUUCCGUUUGCUUGGACCAACGAACACGUAACCUCGUUAGAAUCAAUCGAUGUUGAUUGGAUCGGUGUUGUUAAAAAAGAAGAAUAUUUCAUUUAUUUAGACUACGGUUUAUUAUUAAUUUUCGGCGGAAUCCCUUGGCAAGUGUACUUCCAGAGAGUACUUUCGAGCAAAUCAGCAGGCCGGGCACAACUCUUAUCAUACGUUGCAGCUUUUGGUUGUAUUCUAAUGGCCAUACCACCGGUACUAAUCGGCGCAAUCGCUAAAGCCACCGCCUGGAAUGAAACAGGAUAUAAAGGUCCGUAUCCUUUGACCGAAGCCGAAAGCAGUAUGAUUCUCCCAAUGGUGCUACAAUACUUGACACCCGAUUUUGUUUCAUUUUUCGGCCUUGGCGCUGUUUCAGCUGCUGUAAUGUCUUCAGCAGACUCGAGCGUACUUUCCGCAAGUUCCAUGUUUGCACGAAACGUUUACAAGUUAAUCUUCCGACAAAAAGCAUCCGAAAUGGAAAUUAUCUGGGUGAUGAGAGUCUCGAUUCUUAUCGUGGGAGUACUCGCUACAAUCAUGGCUCUAACCAUACCUUCCAUUUACGGUUUAUGGUCCAUGUGUUCGGAUUUAGUCUAUGUCAUUCUGUUCCCCCAACUAUUGAUGGUGGUCCAUUUCAAAAACUACUGCAACACUUAUGGCAGCCUUGCUGCUUACCUCAUUGCAUUUUUUGUCCGUUUGAGUGGCGGUGAAUCUCAGAUGGGUCUGGAUGCGCUUGUACAUUUUCCAGGAUGGGAUGAGGAAAAUCAGAGACAACUGUUCCCUUUCAGAACUUUAGCGAUGCUAUUGUCUUUAGUGACUUUAAUUGGGGUUUCAUGGUGGACAAAAUGGGUGUUUGAGACAGGGAGAUUGGCUCCAGGGUACGACUUUUUCCGCUGUGUUGUCAACAUUCCUGAAGAUGUAGAAAGAGUGGGAGAGCCUGCAGAAGAAGGGGAACAAAUGUCGGUUAUGGCUUCUGGUGCUAUGGGAAAAUUAUAUGGGGCUGCUACUCUUGUGGGUAAAGAUGAAAGGAAUGGAAGGAUUAAUCCCGCCUUGGAACCUGAUGAUGAUGUUUUGCCGGCCGAAGUUGAAAAAUUGAGGGGGUCAGUUAGUAGUGGAGGAGGAAUCAGGUCAGGGACUAAUCCAGAUGUCCAAACCACGCUUUGAAGAAAUUAAUCAUUUGUCUUCUGUUUUUUUUUUUUUACUAGAAGAUCAGUAGGUGCUACUUAGAUGUUUUUAUUGCCGCUGGACGGUUCUGUUGAUUCAUUCCGAGAGUUUAAAUUUUCUUUAGUCUUCAACGAAAUGUAUUCAAGUCGUAACAUCGAAUUGUUAAGAAAUGGAACGUAUGCAUAUCAGAAUUGAGUCCUACACGUAACAAUACAUAUCAUUGUUGCUCCUUAAGUAACUUUAGAACUGUAAAUAAUUUAGGAUAAAACAGUAUUUAUUGAAUUUGUUGAAAGUUUUCAUAUUAUCUUGCAAAGAAAAAAAUUAUUUGUAUUUUGCAUAAAUGUAUAUUCUAAUUGUGAUUUUUUUUUAAACUCUAGUCGGUGUGUUAAAUGUGAUUGAACAAUAAUUAGCAACUCAUUUAAAGUGUUUAAUUUUUAAAAAACACAGAGACUAAAGACUUGCCACUCAAAAAUAUCAUCUCCGAUAAUGUAUUAUAAUACAAUAAAAUCAAUUCCAUUAUUGCUUUUUUCUAUUGUUUUCGUUUAAUUCGUGGUAAAUGUUAUAUUUCACAUGAUGUAAUAAUGUACAUUGAGAGCGUAGCGAACUGUUAUGACCACCCGUUGUUGCUGUAAUAUAUAGAAAUAUAGGAAAAAACUAUAUUUGGUAUGUUGUGUAUAUUCAAUAAAUAGACUGUUAAAAAAGUAAAAAUAACAGCCUUUGUCGUAAAGUCAGAAUGUUCAAUGUAUAUAUAAAAACUAGUCUAGAAAUUAUAGAAAGUUGUUGUAAAAUAAAAUUCAGAAACUAAAUAAAAAAGCAUUUUAUUUAUACAAAAUCUGGUUAGUACUAAUACUGCACAUUCCUUAAUAAA
Messenger RNA from Tribolium madens (black flour beetle), 2855 nucleotides. Its product is annotated as high-affinity choline transporter 1. Gene Ontology annotation, cellular component: plasma membrane. Gene Ontology annotation, biological process: acetylcholine biosynthetic process; transmembrane transport; choline transport. The record is from RefSeq and is a predicted model, not a curated record. Gene Ontology annotation, molecular function: choline:sodium symporter activity. NCBI's taxonomy places the organism in Eukaryota, Metazoa, Arthropoda, Insecta, Coleoptera, Tenebrionidae. The coding region runs from base 215 to 1987 and encodes 590 amino acids. The transcript has 4 exons.